Messenger RNA from Sphaerodactylus townsendi, 7082 nucleotides. RefSeq names its product SMAD family member 9 (gene SMAD9). Gene Ontology annotation, cellular component: heteromeric SMAD protein complex. Gene Ontology annotation, molecular function: RNA polymerase II cis-regulatory region sequence-specific DNA binding; I-SMAD binding; DNA-binding transcription factor activity, RNA polymerase II-specific. The record is from RefSeq and is a predicted model, not a curated record. Gene Ontology annotation, biological process: cell differentiation; SMAD protein signal transduction; transforming growth factor beta receptor signaling pathway. Bases 456 to 1859 code for a protein of 467 amino acids. Lineage: Eukaryota; Metazoa; Chordata; Lepidosauria; Squamata; Sphaerodactylidae. The transcript is spliced from 7 exons.
CCAGCCAGGCCGUCAGUCAGAAGGGAUUCCUGGCCGCGGUCCAGGUCGGCGCACUAAGACAAGCUCGGCGGCUCCCGCCUGACUGACGCCGGCUGGGGCUGCUCUUGCGCUUUGCCGUCGCUCUGGGUUGCUGCAGCCGCGUCCCUGUUAAUAAAGGGGGAAAAAGGCACACACCAAACAAGCCCCGAGUGAGCAACGCGCUCCGGAGGAGUCGGGGCAGCAGCAGCAGCAGGGAGGACGACGGGGCAGCCGGCCCCAGGGGCAGACUUUUCAACAGUUUGAAGACAAUUGAGAUGAAGUACUUUGAACAACUCCUAAGAUAAUGUGUGGAGGAUCCUGACUUCGAAGGCAGCUGCCCAUCCCACAUUUUUAUCCAAGCCUUGUUGUGAGAGGAGAAAGAAAGAGAACUACCUGGGCCUCUCUUUGCAGCUUUGUACAUAUCUUCUCCAAUUCAUAUGCACUCCAGCACCCCUAUUAGUUCUUUGUUCUCCUUCACUAGCCCAGCAGUAAAGAGACUGCUAGGCUGGAAGCAAGGAGAUGAAGAGGAGAAGUGGGCAGAAAAAGCUGUUGACUCCUUAGUAAAAAAGCUGAAGAAAAAGAAAGGUGCCAUGGAGGAGCUGGAAAGGGCACUGAGCUGUCCAGGACAGCCCAGUAAAUGCGUCACAAUCCCACGCUCUUUGGAUGGGAGAUUGCAGGUAUCUCAUCGCAAAGGUCUGCCGCAUGUCAUUUACUGCAGAGUGUGGCGCUGGCCCGAUUUGCAGUCCCACCAUGAAUUGAAACCAUUGGAAUGUUGCGAGUUCCCUUUUGGCUCCAAGCAGAAAGAAGUGUGCAUUAAUCCUUACCAUUAUCGGCGAGUAGAAACCCCAGUAUUGCCUCCAGUGCUGGUUCCAAGGCAUAGCGAGUUUAAUCCACAUCUCAGCCUCCUUGCCAAAUUCCGAAACACAUCCCUUCACAAUGAGCCUCUGAUGCCUCACAAUGCAACCUAUCCUGAUUCUUUCCAGCAUCCUCCCUGCAUUCCUUUUCCAGCAUCGCCUAAUAUGUUCCCUCAGUCACCCAGCAACGCAAGUUAUCCUGACUCUCCAGGAAGCUCUUCUGCACCAGGAAGUCCUUAUCAAGUCACAGUUGAAACACCUCCUCCACCUUAUCAUGCAAGAGAAAUAUCAGGAAACCACAGUGGACGUCCUAUACAUCCACCCCCAGCAGACAGUCAGUUAGUGCUGUCUUUGCCCAAUGGAGACUUCCGACCUGUUUGUUACGAAGAGCCUCAGCACUGGUGUUCAGUAGCCUAUUAUGAACUCAAUAAUCGAGUAGGGGAGACUUUCCAGGCCUCUUCUCGAAGUUUACUUAUAGAUGGCUUUACAGAUCCUUCAAACAAUAAGAACAGGUUCUGCCUUGGACUGUUGUCUAAUGUGAACAGGAAUUCUACUAUAGAAAACACCAGGAGACAUAUUGGAAAGGGUGUUCACCUCUAUUACGUUGGAGGAGAGGUAUAUGCCGAGUGUGUGAGCGACAGCAGCAUUUUUGUGCAGAGCCGCAACUGUAACUAUCAGCAUGGCUUCCACCCAGCUACUGUCUGCAAGAUCCCCAGUGGCUGUAGCCUGAAGAUUUUCAACAACCAACUCUUUGCCCAGUUGCUCGCCCAGUCAGUUAAUCACGGAUUUGAGGUGGUGUAUGAGCUAACCAAGAUGUGUACCAUCCGGAUGAGCUUUGUUAAAGGCUGGGGAGCUGAAUACCACCGGCAGGAUGUUACAAGUACUCCGUGCUGGAUUGAGAUCCAUCUCCAUGGACCAUUGCAAUGGCUAGAUAAAGUUCUGACGCAAAUGGGUUCUCCACACAACCCAAUCUCCUCCGUUUCAUAAGAAUCAUCUCUGUAGCCUACCUAUGGGAUGAACACUGUUGCAGGCAAUGGCCGGUAGAAUUCUCCCAUUGCUGCAAACCAGAAUUUCUGUAUGUAGCUGUAAAUAUAUGAACAUGUACAUACAUAGUCUAUUAUUGGAAGGGUGAUGUUGGUGAAUGUUUUAUGGUCCUUUUUGUGAUUAUAAUCAUGGUGCCAGUCUGAUCAGUUGUUUUGCUAUCUGUGGGGAAAAAAGUUACAGAAAUUUGGGGUCAACAGGCAUGUUUUCAGUUUGAAUAAGGCCAGUGUUUAUGUAUAUUGCUUUUUUAAAAAUGAAAACUGCACCAAGAGAAGCAAACUCCUUAACUUACAUAGAUUUUGCACAUCUAGCAAAAUGGCAUGUAACAUUUCCAUGCUAAAUCCAGACCAAGUUUCAUCUUGUCCACAUUAUGUUUAUAACCAUUGCCAGUCAGAUGUGGAAGUCUGUAUAGCUUUGGCCACAUUUUUGUUUUGGUCAUAAAUAUCUGGUAAUCAAGGCAUGGAGCCUCCAGUCAUGAAGAAUCCAUUUAACUGUUAUGGCUAUUAGCACUGAUAGGCCCAUACUCCAUGAAUUUGUCCAGUGUGUUCUUUAUUUUGUGCUAUUCGUUUCCCCUCUUUCAAUCAUGUGAAGAGGCAAAGCUAUGCCUAGAAGUGAAAUUUGCUGAUUCACUUCCUUCAAAGCAUUUUGACGCAGUAGCCACAUCAUUUCAAGUCUGUAUUUGGAAUAUAGGAGGUUUAUAAAUUUGCCUAAAAAUGAAAUCUGAGAUUGGAGAUACAGACUGAAUUAAACCAUCUGGUUGCCUUUAAAAAUGGCAUUCACUUAUGUAGGUAUCCCUCUCUUAUUUUAACCUAAUAAUAUAGGGACUUGGCUUCUACCUAAGAUCCUACUUAUCCUUCUCUGUACUGAGGACAAAUUUGGCCAUGUCUUCAUAUCCUAGGCAUUGCAUUUUUCCCACCAGUGCCAUCCAGAAGGGUAGGGGUACCUACACAGCCACUGCUGAAAGCAAGGACUGCUUUUUAAGUUCCUUUCUUGAUAACAUCAGAAUUACCCACAUCCUGAUGUCAAAGCAGGGUACAUUUCCUCACUUCUGUCCACACUGUUUGCUGGUGAACUGGAUGGAAUGGGCUAAGAUGUCCCAUCCCGAGAUAUCAAGAGAUGGUUAGUUUGCACCAGGUAAUAUGAACACGCAGCUGCUGUUUUUGGCUACAACUGAUUGUUUAUUUACUGCAAUAUUCCAUUCUGAGAUUCUUCGGGCGAUGAAUUUUGCACAUAGUAUUUAAUUCUGCACCUGUACCAUGUGACUGUGCAAAAUUCACACCCUUGAAUAAGGCUUAAUGUGCUAAACUAGUUACACUGACAAAAAACCUACUAUUUCCUAUAAAUGUAUUAUCCUUCCUUGUUAAUAAACUGGAUGAUUGAUAAGCAUUGUGGAUUAAGAAACUGACUAGUUUCCAUUUAUAGCAGUUCUUAUUUACCCUUGUGUAGAAUUCAUGUACUUGGUAGAUAUGCUGAGCUUCAGCUUUUAGCUUACUGAUGACUUGAGAUGUCAUUAUGAACAAAGAUGUACCAUCAUAGGAACAAUAUUAUUUCCCAGUUCUGAAAGGGAUAGGAGUUUUCUGCUUGCAUAACACAACAACCCACAAACAGCUGCAUAGUUAAAGCAAGGGAAAAGAUGAAGCAGGUCAUUUGACAGUUCAUUGCUACAGGGUCAUUUUAUAGGGGACUUGAGGAGUCCUGACUUUGUAGGAGUCAGAGACUUGGCUGGGAGUUCUCCAUGCAGGGACAAGUCAGAUGGCUUUCCUGCCACACUGCUAGACAUCAAUUCUGCCUCUGCAGCUAUACUCUGUGGAGCACAUUAGUUGGAGUGAGGUAACAUAAUGUGGUUUGCUUUAGCUUAGGGGUCACCAACUGGUUGUUCUUGCCCCCAAAGGGUGUGAGGAUCUAUGUGUUAGACCAGGGGUCCCCAACCAUUUUGAGCCUGUGGGCACAUUUGGAAUUCUGACGCAGUACAGUGGGUGUAGCAACAAAAUGGCUGCCACAAAAUGGUUGCUGAUUCACAGCUGAUUGCCACAGCUUAACUUCAGUGACACAGUAUAAACCUUUGUGCUGUGCUGGCAGCUGCUGCCAAAACAAAAAUUUUAAAAAUCUGCACAGCCAAUCAAAUCUUCAACGGUCAAGCAGAAACCUUGCUAAGAAGAAACCCUACCUGGCCCUACCCACUUCCUGAAAACACUUGGCAAGCGCCAUGGCACACACAGACACCCCAAUAAGGAUGUGUGUGCUAGGCCACGGCUUCUUAAAUUUGCCUUGCAGGAAAUUAUUGCUGACAUGGGCUCUAAGAAUCUUUUCUUCCUUCAAAGCAUUUUGACGCAGUAGAGACAAUAUUUUAUCAGGUCUUGAUAGGAAGGUCCUCUAUCAAAGCAUUUGGGCCAGUCCUGUUCCUUAAGCCUGUGCUUUGAUACUCUCUCUAAUGCUUACACACUGAAAGUAACCAGUUUCAUUAAACUGGUAUAUAUUAGCCAGAAUCAAAAAUAGAUCUAAUGAAAACACAGCAAAAAUCAGUAUUAACAAUUAAACCAAUGCUUAUUGAAAUAACACACCAAAUUUCACCUGGUAAGUAGAUCUGUUGCUUUUUUCUUUUUUUCUUUUAAACUAGAAAUAUCUCUAGUUAAUUCUGCAGAUGUCAAGGGUACGUUUUCAAAAGGCACUUAAACUGUGAUUCCAAAAAAUAGGAAGGGAAGUACACGCUUGUGAAGCAUUUAGCAUAUUGGGAAGCUGGAUAACCAAUGUACCAUUUAUUCACGGGAUGCUCUCUGUCAUAGGUCCCUGGCAGACCCAGGAGCAGCAAAUUCCUAGGAUGGGAAGUUCUCACCUUCAAGAAUAUAUGAUGUUAUGUGACAUCUAGAUUAAUUGCAAGGUUUCAAUCUUGUACUGGUACUGUCUCUGUCGGGGACUUGUAGAAGAUAGCAGGGUCAAAGCUUCAUACACUUUCUUGCUGGUACUCUGAAGAAGCCUGUACCAGCUUACUUGACCUUUAGUGAGUUGAAACAGGUUGUAAAGUUGUAAAGUAUGCUGUGAUGCAGCAUAUUGUAUGGUGGUUAUUAAAAGCUUACAUGCAUUCCAACCAAUCAGUCACAUUGAACUAUGCCUUCAGGGUGUAGAGAGUUUGACAGAAAUGCUGCUUGUGAUGUAUAUUUGUAUGAUAGCUCUAUAAUUUAUUAAAUAUCAAAUGUCUUCUGUUCUUGUCCAAGAACUGUCAACCAUGUCAACCGCUCCUAAGUUUAUGUGCAGAUAAGAACAGCAUGUUUAGAACCUUGCAGUUCUCCACAAUUGCCACUCAUUUUUUGAUUGUAAGAGUAAAACAGGAUCUAAAUACAAUCCCUGAGUACAUUUACAUAGCAAACCACACUUAGGUCAGUAUGUUCAUGAUAAAGUGGGACUCUGGGACAGCCUUUUUAGUCAACUACUCUCUUCCAAUCCAAAACAGGUGCAAAGAAAAAGGUUGGAAUUAGCUGAUCCCAUAUAAGUACUUUCUUCUUAGUUCCCUUCCAGAUGUUGUGAACACAGCCUGUCAGUGGAACCAUGCAAGGAAGAGUGUCCCUAGGAUGGACCUCUUCAUCAUGAAAAUUAGCAGCAUUGUCCUGGGAGCCACAAAGACUAGCGGUGGGGUUAAAGAUUUCCUCAUCUACCUCCUGCUGCUACAAUAGCAAACAAAAAGCAAGGAAUUUUAUUAAAAGCCCUUUGGGUCAGCAGGAGCAGCAUAUAAACUUGAAAAAAUACAACUGGAAGGUGUAAAUCACUGUUCUCCUAACCGACAUGUAAGUUCUCUUCAGUCUCUGUCCUAUUCCUUCUGUCAGAUAUGUCUGUAGCCCUCAUCCCCACUCCCAUGGAAAUUUCAAGGACAAGAACCUAAAGUCCUUCCAUUAGGAAAUAACAUUUUAUCCUGUCAUACAUCUUCACUUUCUCAGCCCUGUAGUGACCCUGUAGGACAGAGGGAGAACUGAUGCUUUGUACUUUAGAACACCCCAUCUCAAACAACUGUAAGCAAGCCAUUAAUUCUCCUUUAACAAUUACCCUUAAAGAAGUCUUAGAUACCCAUCUGCCUUGUGAGUUUUGGGAUGCUUCUUUAUGAUAAAUCUGCAGUUGUUAAUGUUGAUGUUCAAUUGUUUGUAUCCUCUCUGCCAGUUCCCAUUCCUUAAAUGGGAUAGAAAGUAUGAAUAAUAAUGUAAAUAAAUUCCACUAGGCAUUUGAAAUGUCAAGUUUAAAAUGGUUACCUGUAGCAAAAUAUUUUCCCGCGUAGCAGAAAAUUAAUUCGCAGAGCAACAAUAUAUUGCAUCACCAAGAUUAUUCUCAUUGCAACUAUUGAUAAUAAAAUUUAGUAUUUUGUAAUAUAUGAGUAGAUGUACUCCAGCGUACUUGGUAGGGACAAGGCUGAGUACAUACUAUAUCUACUAUUUAAUCUUGAGCAGUGUGGAGAAAUGUUUACUCUUUUAUGGUGAGUUUAAAGCAUACUAAGACCCCAGAGCCAAUCAUAUCAUCUAUGCAUGAGGCUUUGUAAGGUUCUGUUUUUGACCAAUGGUAAUCAAGUUGCAGGAAAAUAGUCAGCAAUUAGAACAAAAUGCCAUAUACACUUAACUCUGAUCAGUUUCUAAAGCUUGAAGUUCCAUGGUUUCUUGUUGCUGCUGCAAAACAUGCUCCGCACUCUGCUGAAACUUCCAUUUCUAAAGGCACCCUUAGAAAAACAUUUGUUUGUGCAAAUGGACGUUGCAGCAGAAGGGAAAUUGUGCUCCGCACACAUAUUGUCUAGCACAUAUAGACAUUGUCCAUAGGAUCUAAGACAUCUUCACCCCUCACUUCAUUUUCAGAGCAAAACUGCUACAGAAGAAUUGUUUAAAUUCUUGAGGGAGCAUUAAUACUAUGCUGCAGACAAUAAACAUAGCUGUGUAAAAUGCCAUCCUAUCUUUGACUCAAGAGAUUACAACUCAAAAUGGUUCCAACUUUAGAUCUCCAAGCCACUCUGAAUUUGGCAACAGGCGUUGAAGAAGUUGUGCAGCGUUCUACUAGCCUUGCUGUUACUAAAGUUGGCUGGCCAGUGAAUAAACUUGACAAGCCACAAUGAACAAAUUCUUUGACUAAAAUUACCCUGUUGUAACAGUGAUAAUGCAUUAUCUUUAUACUGUUAAUAAAGUUAUUCCUUAAUUAAGUGUA